This is a messenger RNA of Pochonia chlamydosporia 170, 1614 nucleotides long. RefSeq names its product cAMP-dependent protein kinase type 2. Lineage: Eukaryota; Fungi; Ascomycota; Sordariomycetes; Hypocreales; Clavicipitaceae. Gene Ontology annotation, molecular function: ATP binding; cAMP-dependent protein kinase activity. The coding region runs from base 1 to 1614 and encodes 537 amino acids. The transcript has 4 exons. Gene Ontology annotation, cellular component: cAMP-dependent protein kinase complex; nucleus. Gene Ontology annotation, biological process: peptidyl-serine phosphorylation. The record is from RefSeq and is a predicted model, not a curated record.
AUGCCUUCUCUAGGUUUCCUCAAGAAAAAGAAGACGCGGGAUAGCAACCCCGACCCCUCUACAUCCAACCCCACCAGUCCUGUUGCUGCGACAUCUCCUUCCAAGACAUUCGAUUCCUCGACACAGCAGCAGCGAACCUCUGGCUCACAAGGAAAGACUGCCUCUGGGUCAGCUACAGCUUCAGGUCAAGGUCAAGGCUCAGCAUCUGCCGCUGCGCCUGCCUCUCAGCAGCAACAGAUGAAUCCUGUAAACGCUCAUGGCGGCACCUUCGUCUCGCCAAUGCCGCUGCAAACGAGCCAAGUCGACUCUCAGAACCUUCCUAGCAUCACCAAUCUUAUUCACCAGCCUCAGAAUGGUGCCUCUACAACAAACAAUUACUCCUCAGCCUUCAAUCCAGCUGCCCUAGGUGCUCAGAUCAGCCAUCCUCCAAGUGCUAGCCCCGGAACCGACCCUGCCCGUAUGCAACAACAACAGCAACAAGCUUACCCACAACCUGCAAUGCAGUCUCAGCAACAGCCUGGGCAGUUGCAAGAUCAACAGCAGCAGCAACAGCAGCCGCCGCAAUAUCAGCAACAGCCGGUACAGCAACAACAGCAACAUGAGCAGCGCAUCCACCACCAGCACCAAGGAAGCGUUACUCGCGUCACAAAGGGCAAGUAUUCGUUGGGCGACUUUGACAUACUGAGGACGCUCGGAACUGGUAGCUUCGGACGAGUCCAUCUGGUCCAAUCGAAGCACAACCAACGAUUCUACGCUAUCAAAGUGCUCAAGAAGGCACAAGUCGUCAAGAUGAAGCAAGUUGAGCACACCAAUGACGAACGACGAAUGCUGAGUGAUGUCAAACAUCCAUUUCUUAUUACCCUUUGGGGUACGUUUCAAGAUUGGAAGAAUUUGUACAUGGUCAUGGAUUUUGUUGAAGGUGGAGAGCUAUUCUCGCUGCUGAGGAAGUCUGGCCGUUUCCCUAACCCUGUUGCCAAAUUCUAUGCUGCCGAAGCAACACUGGCCCUUGAAUACCUACACUCGAAAAACAUUAUAUACCGAGAUUUAAAGCCCGAAAACUUGCUGCUGGAUCGGCACGGGCACCUCAAAAUCACUGAUUUUGGAUUUGCUAAACGAGUUCCGGACAAAACUUGGACUUUGUGCGGCACACCUGAUUAUCUCGCGCCAGAGGUAGUCUCUAACAAGGGCUACAACAAGAGUGUGGAUUGGUGGUCAUUGGGCAUUCUAAUCUACGAAAUGCUGUGUGGCUACACACCGUUUUGGGACAGCGGCUCACCAAUGCGCAUAUACGAAAAUAUUCUCAAGGGCAAAGUCAAGUACCCGGCGUACAUCAACGCGGACGCACAAAAUCUGCUGGAAAGAUUAAUCACGGCAGACCUCACCAAGAGAUUGGGAAAUUUGUACGGCGGCUCACAAGACGUAAAGAGCCACCCGUGGUUUGCCGAGGUGACGUGGGAUAGAUUGGCUCGCAAAGACAUCGAUGCUCCAUAUACACCACCAGUUAAGGCCGGUACCGGCGACGCCAGUCAGUUCGAUAGAUACCCAGAAGAUCCUGAGAAGUAUGGUGGCGCAGGGGGAACAGAUGAAUACGGAAGCAUGUUUACUGAUUUCUAA